CCCCCGCGCCACUGCCAUCGCGCCCGGGCUCUGCGUUGCCCGCCCGCAAACGACGCCCUCCCGCCCCCUCCUGCUGCAGCAGACAGACCCGUGAGCAGGCGAGCGAACGACGAACAGCCCGCGCCAUGACGGCCCUCAACUCCCUGUUCUCGUUCACGUCCCCGGCGGUGAAGAAGCUGCUGGGGUGGAAGCAGGGCGACGAAGAGGAGAAGUGGGCCGAGAAGGCGGUCGACUCCCUCGUCAAGAAGCUGAAGAAGAAGAAGGGCGCCGUCGAGGAGCUGGAGCGCGCCCUCUCGUGCCCCGGACAGCAGUGCAAGUGCGUCACCAUCCCCAGGAGCCUCGACGGACGACUCCAGGUAAGGGCCUCGCGCACACCGGUUGAGAUUACCUCGGAUCUCAGGUAUCGCAAAAAUCGCUUUAUUUCGCGCGUGUAG
Molecule: messenger RNA, 434 nt
Organism: Penaeus vannamei (Pacific white shrimp)
Lineage: Eukaryota; Metazoa; Arthropoda; Malacostraca; Decapoda; Penaeidae
Source: RefSeq, a predicted model, not a curated record